Messenger RNA from Ectocarpus sp. CCAP 1310/34, 5343 nucleotides. The record is from the annotation of a GenBank genome assembly. NCBI's taxonomy places the organism in Eukaryota, Phaeophyceae, Ectocarpales, Ectocarpaceae.
AUGAUAGCAGGACAUGGUGACGACAGUGGUGGCCUCGUGGCUAUAUCGAGCGGUGCUGUGACGGACGGGAACAGCGGGACCGUCACCAUCGUCUCCGCCAACGCCGGUACAACGGGCCACAGCGGUGUCAUGACCUUCAGCUCCGGAACAACCGCGUCGGGAGACACCGGCGCCGUCAUGAUCGGCAGCGGUGACGCCAUCGGCGGACAGGCCGGUCUCUUGAGUCUGACCGUGGGCGACACGAGCUCGGGGGAGGGCGGCGACGUGACCAUAUCCGCCGGUCAGUCGUCCGAGCUGUCUGGCGGGGCCGUGACCAUCACCAGCGGCGAGGGCACCGCUACCACCAGCGGUGCGAUCACCAUCCGAUCGCCCAACGCCGGCGCCGUGGGCGUGAGCGGCGCCAUUGUGUUGAGCUCGGGUACCACCAGCUCCGGCACCAGCGGUUCGGUGCUCAUCGGAAGUGGCACGGCGGUGUCGGGAGCUGGCGGAGCGGUGAGUCUGACGGUGGGCACCAGCGCCUACACCACGGGCGGGACGCUCACGUUGGCGGCCGGCACGGGUGUGACGGGCGGUCCUGUGUCGAUGUCGGCCGGAACGGGCACCACGUCUACGGGCGGGUCGGUGAGUCUGGCGGCGGGCGCAGGGUCGACGGGCGGAUCGUUCACGGUGGUGGCCGGACAAGGCACCGGGACGACGGGCGGGGCGAUCACGGUGACGGCGGGUGCAGGAGCGACGCUGGGUGGUGAUCUCAGUAUGGCGGCCGGGUCAGGUAACUUGGAUGUGGGCGGCGACCUGAGCGUAUCAGCUGGCACAAGCACCCAAGCUGUCGGUGGUGCAUUGACCAUGGUAGCUGGCACCGGAGCCACAGGAGGCGGCCUUGUGGCUGUGUCUAGCGGGGCCGUGACCACUGGGAACAGCGGGACCGUCACCAUUGUCUCCGCCAACGCCGGCACAACGGGCCACAGCGGUGUCAUGACCUUCAGCUCCGGCACAACCACGUCGGGAGACACCGGCGCCGUCAUGAUCGGCAGCGGUGACGCCAUCGGCGGACAGGCCGGUCUGUUGAGUCUGACCGUGGGCGACACGAGCUCGGGGGAGGGCGGCGACGUGACCAUAUCCGCCGGUCAGUCGUCCGAGCUGUCUGGGGGGGCCGUGACCAUCACCAGCGGCGAGGGCACCGCCACCACCAGCGGUGCGAUCACCAUCCGAUCGCCCAACGCCGGCGCCGUGGGCGUGAGCGGCGCCAUUGUGUUGAGCUCGGGUACCACCAGCUCCGGCACCAGCGGUUCGGUGCUCAUCGGAAGCGGCGCGGCGGUGUCGGGAGCUGGCGGAGCGGUGAGUCUGACGGUGGGCACCAGCGCCUACACGACGGGCGGGACGCUCACGUUGGCGGCCGGCACGGGUGUGACGGGCGGUCCUGUGUCGAUGUCGGCCGGAACGGGCACCACGUCUACGGGCGGGUCGGUGAGUCUGGCGGCGGGCGCAGGGUCGACGGGCGGAUCGUUCACGGUGGUGGCCGGACAAGGCACCGGGACGACGGGCGGGGCGAUCACGGUGACGGCGGGUGAAGGAGGGACGGACGGCGGCGCGUUGAUCAUGGCAGCAGGAUACGGUGGUGACAGUGGUGGCCUCGUGGCUGUGUCUAGCGGGGCCGUGACGGACGGGAACAGCGGGACCGUCACCAUCGUCUCCGCCAACGCCGGCACAACGGGCCACAGCGGUGUCAUGACCUUCAGCUCCGGCACAACCACGUCGGGAGACACCGGCGCCGUCAUGAUCGGCAGCGGUGACGCCAUCGGCGGACAGGCCGGUCUGUUGAGUCUGACCGUGGGCGACACGAGCUCGGGGGAGGGCGGCGACGUGACCAUAUCCGCCGGUCAGUCGUCCGAGCUCUCUGGCGGGGCGGUGACCAUCACGAGCGGGGUGGGCACCGCCACCACCAGCGGUGCGAUCACCAUCCGAUCGCCCAACGCCGGCGCCGUGGGCGUGAGCGGCGCCAUUGUGUUGAGCUCGGGUACCACCAGCUCCGGCACCAGCGGUUCGGUGCUCAUCGGAAGCGGCGCGGCGGUGUCGGGAGCUGGCGGAGCGGUGAGUCUGACGGUGGGCACCAGCGCCUACACGACGGGCGGGACGCUCACGUUGGCGGCCGGCACGGGUGUGACGGGCGGUCCUGUGUCGAUGUCGGCCGGAACGGGCACCACGUCUACGGGCGGGUCGGUGAGUCUGGCGGCGGGCGCAGGGUCGACGGGCGGAUCGUUCACGGUAGUGGCCGGACAAGGCACCGGGACGGCGGGCGGGGCGAUCACGGUGACAGCCGGUGCAGGAGAGACGGAAGGGGGUGCGAUGGUGGUGGCAGCCGGUUAUGGUGGUACGAGCGGUGGCCUCGUGGCUGUGUCUAGCGGGGCCGUGACGGAUGGGAACAGCGGGACCGUCACCAUCGUCUCCGCCAACGCCGGUACAACGGGCCACAGCGGUGUCAUGACCUUCAGCUCCGGCACAACCACGUCGGGAGACACCGGCGCCGUCAUGAUCGGCAGCGGUGACGCCAUCGGCGGACAGGCCGGUCUGUUGAGUCUGACCGUGGGCGACACGAGCUCGGGGGAGGGCGGCGACGUGACCAUAUCCGCCGGUCAGUCGUCCGAGCUGUCUGGGGGGGCCGUGACCAUCACCAGCGGCGAGGGCACCGCCACCACCAGCGGUGCGAUCACCAUCCGAUCGCCCAACGCCGGCGCCGUGGGCGUGAGCGGCGCCAUUGUGUUGAGCUCGGGUACCACCAGCUCCGGCACCAGCGGUUCGGUGCUCAUCGGAAGCGGCGCGGCGGUGUCGGGAGCUGGCGGAGCGGUGAGUCUGACGGUGGGCACCAGCGCCUACACGACGGGCGGGACGCUCACGUUGGCGGCCGGCACGGGUGUGACGGGCGGUCCUGUGUCGAUGUCGGCCGGAACGGGCACCACGUCUACGGGCGGGUCGGUGAGUCUGGCGGCGGGCGCAGGGUCGACGGGCGGAUCGUUCACGGUGGUGGCCGGACAAGGCACCGGGACGACGGGCGGGGCGAUCACGGUGACGGCCGGUGAAGGAGGGACGGACGGCGGCGCGUUGAUCAUGGCAGCAGGAUACGGUGGUGACAGUGGUGGCCUCGUGGCUGUGUCUAGCGGGGCCGUGACGGACGGGAACAGCGGGACCGUCACCAUCGUCUCCGCCAACGCCGGUACAACGGGCCACAGCGGUGUCAUGACCUUCAGCUCCGGAACAACCACGUCGGGAGACACCGGCGCCGUCAACAUCGGUAGCGGCGCCGCUCUGGGGGGCACCGGAGGUGAUCUGACUCUGACGGUGGGCAGCGGAGACAUCGGCGAGGGCGGUCUGGUGGAGAUGGCGGCUGGAGAGUCGACCAACGCCACCGGAGGAGCGGUGACCAUCACGAGCGGGGUGGGUACCGCCACCACCAGCGGUGCGAUCACCAUCCGAUCGCCCAACGCCGGCGCCGUGGGCGUGAGCGGCGCCAUUGUGUUGAGCUCGGGUACCACCAGCUCCGGCACCAGCGGUUCGGUGCUCAUCGGAAGCGGCGCGGCGGUGUCGGGAGCUGGCGGAGCGGUGAGUCUGACGGUGGGCACCAGCGCCUACACGACGGGCGGGACGCUCACGUUGGCGGCCGGCACGGGUGUGACGGGCGGUCCUGUGUCGAUGUCGGCCGGAACGGGCACCACGUCUACGGGCGGGUCGGUGAGUCUGGCGGCGGGCGCAGGGUCGACGGGCGGAUCGUUCACGGUGGUGGCCGGACAAGGCACCGGGACGACGGGCGGGGCGAUCACGGUGACGGCGGGUGAAGGAGAGACGGUGGGUGGCGCCCUGAGCCUGGCGGCCGGGUGGGGUGACUCGGGAGUGGGCGGUGACCUGAGUGUAUCAGCUGGGACAAGCGCUCAAGCUGUCGGUGGUGCUUUGACCAUGGUAGCUGGCACCGGAGCCACAGGAGGCGGCCUCGUGGCUGUGUCGAGCGGGGCCGUGACGGACGGGAACAGCGGGAGCGUCACCAUCGUCUCCGCCAACGCCGGCACAACGGGCCACAGCGGUGUCAUGACCUUCAGCUCCGGCACAACCACGUCGGGAGACACCGGCGCCGUCAACAUCGGUAGCGGCGCCGCUCUGGGGGGCACCGGAGGUGAUCUGACUCUGACGGUGGGCAGCGGAGACACCGGCGAGGGCGGUCUGGUGGAGAUGGCGGCCGGCGAGUCGACCACGGCCACCGGAGGAUCGGUGACCAUCACCAGCGGCGAGGGCACGGCGACCACCAGCGGUGCGAUCACCAUCCGAUCGCCCAACGCCGGCGCCGUGGGCGUGAGCGGCGCCAUUGUGUUGAGCUCGGGUACCACCAGCUCCGGCACCAGCGGUUCGGUGCUCAUCGGAAGCGGCGCGGCGGUGUCGGGAGCUGGCGGAGCGGUGAGUCUGACGGUGGGCACCAGCGCCUACACCACGGGCGGGACGCUCACGUUGGCGGCCGGCACGGGUGUGACGGGCGGUCCUGUGUCGAUGUCGGCCGGAACGGGCACCAUGUCGACGGGCGGGUCGGUGAGUCUGGCGGCGGGCCCGGGAGAGACGGGCGGAUCGGUCAAGGUGGUGGCCGGACAAGGCACCGGGACGACGGGCGGGGCGAUCACGGUGACGGCCGGUGCAGGAGGGACAGACGGCGGCGCGUUGAUCGUGGCCGCCGGAUAUGGCGGUACGAGCGGUGGCCUUGUGGCUGUGUCGAGCGGGGCCGUGACCAUCGGGAACAGCGGGACCGUCACCAUCGUCUCCGCCAACGCCGGUACAACGGGCCACAGCGGUGUCAUGACCUUCAGCUCCGGCACAACCACGUCGGGAGACACCGGCGCCGUCAUGAUCGGCAGCGGUGACGCCAUCGGCGGACAGGCCGGUCUGUUGAGUCUGACCGUGGGCGACACGAGCUCGGGGGAGGGCGGCGACGUGACCAUAUCCGCCGGUCAGUCGUCCGAGCUGUCUGGAGGGACCGUGACCAUCACGAGCGGGGUGGGCACCGCCACCACCAGCGGUGCGAUCACCAUCCGAUCGCCCAACGCCGGCGCCGUGGGCGUGAGCGGCGCCAUUGUGUUGAGCUCGGGUACCACCAGCUCCGGCACCAGCGGUUCGGUGCUCAUCGGAAGCGGCGCGGCGGUGUCGGGAGCUGGCGGAGCGGUGAGUCUGACGGUGGGCACCAGCGCCUACACGACGGGUGGGACGCUCACGUUGGCGGCCGGCACGGGCGUGACGGGCGGUCCUGUCUCGAUGUCGGCCGGAACAGGUACCAUGUCGACGGGCGGGUCGGAGCGACGGUGGGUGGUGAUCUGA